CGCAGCUCCAGCAGUGAUCCGCCUCUCACUAAGGCUGGGUUUCAAACAGGCAGAACGAGAUUCCCCAAGUAGAAAGUAAUCAAUUUGCUUGUCUACUGCAGGUGCAGAAGUCAGCUUCUCUCUCACACCACUGCUCCUGAAGAUGAACCCUUGGACAACCACAUAAGAACUAGAAGUGGAAGGCAUGUGGAAAAAAACUUAAUGGAAUGCCACUCAACACACAGUACUUAGGCAAAUAUUCAAAACAAUGUUUUUCAGAUAUACCAAAGCUCAGUCUCAGGAGUUCUUCUGUAAAGGAAACAGAAAAUCACCAGCACAGGAUUAAAAGUGAAACAAGAAUAAAAAAUAUAUUGGAGUUAAAUCCUUGUGUUGCAAGAGGGGAAAAGUACCUCAAAAAACGUGAAGACAAAACCCAUGAGAGAUCGACUCCAAGAGCUUAAACUAAAAGCUAAGGAGCUACAGACAGAUGGAGAAAAUAACGGUGCAACUGUGCAAGAAGAAGAGCAGGAGAAAUUUGAACAGCAGGCCAUUAUUUAUGAAAAAGAGCCCACAACUGAAAGGCACCUGCAUGAAAUCCAGAAGCUUCAGAAUGAAAUUAAUAAUCUGGUGGAGGAAGUUGAUAAAUUCAGUCAACAACAAAGCCGCCUUGUAUCUUCAAUGAGAAGAUUCAGCGUUCUGAAAAAGGAAUCUAACGUAGCAAGAGAAAUAAAAAUUCAAGCAGAACACAUACAGAACUGUUUGGAUGAGUUGUCAAAAACAGUGAAAAAAGCUGAAAAUGAACAUGGGCCAUCAUGUGCCACAGUAAGAAUUCUAGCUUCCCAGCAUGCUUUCUUAUCCCUACGUUAUCUAAAUGCUAUGCUCUCAUACAAUGAUGCUAUAGCAGCUAAGCAAGAGAAAUGUAGAAUGUUUAUCGCCCGACAGCUUGAAGUAGCCGGUAAAGAGGUAUCUGAGGAAGAAGUCAAUGACAUGCUCCAACAAGGAAAAUGGGAAAUUUUCAAUGAAAAUCUACUUACUGAAGUAAAAAUAACUAAAGCUCAGCUUUCAGAGAUUGAACAGAGACACAAAGAACUAGUCAAUUUGGAGAAACAGAUGAAAGACCUACAUGACCUUUUUAUCCAGAUGUCAGUUCUGGCAGAAGAACAAGGGGAGACGAUCAACAACAUUGAAAUCUGCAUGAACAACACUCAAGAAUAUAUUCAAGCUUCUAAUGAAACAUUUGGGCUUGCAGUCAAGUAUCAAAAAAGAAACCCUUGCAAAGCAAUAUGCUGCUGGUGUUGUCCAUGCUGCAAAUGACAAAACAAAUAAACUGUUUGAAAUACUAAUGCUUCCUAUUUAGUACACUAAUCUCGUAAAGGAGUCCUUCCCAUUUCCUUUCACAAAGAU
Messenger RNA from Dryobates pubescens (Downy woodpecker), 1383 nucleotides. It is a transcript of the gene STX19, whose product is annotated as syntaxin 19. Gene Ontology annotation, cellular component: presynaptic active zone membrane; synaptic vesicle; SNARE complex. Gene Ontology annotation, biological process: synaptic vesicle fusion to presynaptic active zone membrane; exocytosis; intracellular protein transport. Bases 415 to 1293 code for a protein of 292 amino acids. Lineage: Eukaryota; Metazoa; Chordata; Aves; Piciformes; Picidae. The record is from RefSeq and is a predicted model, not a curated record. The transcript has 2 exons. Gene Ontology annotation, molecular function: SNARE binding; SNAP receptor activity.